AUGUCUCCAAACAUGAUUUGCGAAACUCUCCCAUCUUUUUCUCCAAGGCUCACUGUGGCCAAAAGAAAAGAGGCUCUCGAGCUCAGAAAGACAAUGAAACCUUUGAUGGAAAAAAGAAGGCGCGCUCGUAUCAACGACAGCCUGAACCAUUUGAAAAACCUCAUCAUUCCCCUCACUGGCAGAGAUAAGACUCGCCACUCCAAGCUUGAGAAAGCUGACAUACUGGAAAUGACUGUGAGAUUCCUCAACGAAAUUCCCCCUGUUAGCACGAAAAAUAUUGCUGACAGUUACAGAGAAGGCUUCAAAGCCUGCCUCCAGCGCGUCUCCACUAUGCUUCCCAAAACAAGCCUGGAUCAAGACGCGUGUCAGCGGGUGAACGAAUUCGUUCAGCAGUCCUCCUCCGCCACAGUCACCCCAACCUGCCUGAACUGCUGCGCUCAGAGCUCCAGGACUCUCCCUCAGAUGCAGCAGAAACUCCUGAGCCUCAAAUCCAGCUUCAGCAGAUUGGAGAGCCAGUCCCGCGGCAGCAGCAGCAGCGCAGUGGCUCCCAGCCGCUCGCAGCCCGGCCCACAGGCAGUCAGCGCUUCCAUGUGGAGACCUUGGUAGAUUUCUGAUGGCGGGGUCUCCCU
Notothenia coriiceps (black rockcod) is the source of this 629-nucleotide messenger RNA. RefSeq names its product hes family bHLH transcription factor 2, tandem duplicate 2 (gene hes2.2). The transcript is spliced from 4 exons. Lineage: Eukaryota; Metazoa; Chordata; Actinopteri; Perciformes; Nototheniidae. The record is from RefSeq and is a predicted model, not a curated record. Gene Ontology annotation, molecular function: protein dimerization activity. Bases 1 to 606 code for a protein of 201 amino acids.